GGUCGUAUUAUUGGAACCAAACAAACACUGAGGGACGUCUUCAUUGUUAAGGGGGUUGGUUGUAAGUGAAGUUGUCACGUACUAACAGUCAUCUAUGUUGUGUUCUGUGUGGUUUGUGACCAAGGGGCCAAGAUGACGGAUGGAAUGCUCUCAUUAUCUUGGAACAACCAUAGCACUACAUUCUGUCACACACUGGCCUCACUUAGAGCUAAGGAGAGGUACACGGACGUAACGUUAGCAUGUGACGGCAAAUUUUACCCGGUUCAUAAGUUAGUGCUAUCAACAUGUAGUGAAUACUUUGAAAAUAUGUUCGAACACACUCCUUGUAAACAUCCCGUUGUCGUGCUGAGGGAUGUCCAAAAUGAUGAACUAGAGGCCCUCCUUAGUUACAUGUAUGCUGGUGUUGUGAGUGUUGCGCAGUCUGACUUGGCCCGGUUAAUAAAAGUGGCGGAGUUACUACAAAUAAAAGGUUUGGCAGUACCAGAUGAGCCACCCAACAGUAGCAAGAAAGCUUAUAAUCAACGGACCAGUGACGAUAGAACUAGCCCACACCUCAGGAGUAGACAUUCUUAUGAGAGAAACAGCCCAUAUGCAAAGUCAAAACAGUCUCAAAGUUCUUGCGAUGACGGAAGUAGCCCUCAUCCAAAGAGGCGGAGAAGAUUGGAGAGCGACACAUCUCACGAAGAUAUACAGUCUACCCAUAAUUCUCCCUCCAAAGCCAUGGAUGGUGAGCGGCUACAGGAGGACCUGAGUGCGUGGAAUGAAGAUCAAGAUACAAGACAGCGAAGUGAGGUAGAAUCGGAAGAGAGAACAGAUUAUCACUCCACCACACAGGAUCCUCUCACUGCCAAAGUUCAGGUUAAUCUCGAUGAAUCUCUAGUCAAAGAGGAAAUAAUAGAUGAUCCAAGAGACAGUCAGAAUGACUCGUCUGAACCUGGCCACAACUAUGAUGGUAUGACAGGAGACUCAUCAGGUGGUGGUCAAGACCCAGUCAGUCUUAUGGUACCAAAAUAUGAUCAUGUUCCUCCAGACCAGGAGAUGCUUCCACAGUCAGGCCUAGGCCAACCUCCACCCCUUCAUGAAGCUGUUAUUGAGGCAUUGGCAGGACCUUCAGGAAUGCAGGCGUGGCCAGGAGGAGGUGACAUGGCCAGACGACUUGCUCUUGGAGAAGGUUUUGGUGGUGAGAGUAAUCAGGACUUCACCUCUCUUUCCUUGGGCCAGCCCAGUACACAGGCACACCAGCUGGUAGGAACGGAGAAUGAAGACGAAGUGACAGACUGUGGUGGAGCACCAGGAACCGGAAAUGACCUCGCCAACAUCAGCAACGCAAAUCGAUGCCCCUACUGUGCUUACAUCACUAAUAGAUCACAUCGCUUGAAAAUGCACAUUCGUACUCACACUGGAGAACGGCCAUUUUCUUGUUCACACUGUUCCUAUCAGGCAUCAACAAAGGAUCGCAUGAAAAUACACCUUCGGACACAUACGGGAGAAAAGCCUUAUACUUGUCCUCAUUGUUCAUAUCGUGGUGUCAAGAAAAGUAAUUUAGAUAGACACUUACAAACUCAUUUAGAUAAAAUGCCAUAUUCCUAAAUGUAAUUUGUAAAUAAAACUAUAAUGUAGUAUAUUUUAUUUUGUUCACCAUUCAAGUCAUUUGUGGCAGUUUAGCUUUGAUCUUGCUCUUUCCCACACUAAAAUUUUGUUUUUAUGGUUGAAUAAAUUCAAUAUCUUUAAACACUUAACACAAAAAAAGAUUAAGGGUACCUCCUUUAUAAAAAAAUAAAAAGGUAUUUAAACAUCCAGGUACAGUAGUUGUAAAUGGUUUUCAUAUAGUCUACAGUAUUUCAUACUGAUAAAAUUUGGACAUGAUGUAAGAAGCAACACUUGAAUAUGUACACCCAGGAUUUUUUAGGUUUAUUGAGCUCCUAGGCCUUGGCAAUUUGAGGUACAGUAAAGUGAAGAUCACUUUCUCCCCUGUGACAACCAUCACUCAAAAUGAGAGAUUAAAGGUCAGUGUUUGCAGUAAGACAUGGGAAUGUGACAAGUCAUUAUGCUGUGCAGCUCUUUCUUCUGCACAGAUCAUAACUCACUUGACAUUGUUAUAAACCAGAUUCACAGUAACAACUUCUUCACCUCAGUUGCCAAAGUCAUAAGGAAAGACGUGUGUGUACAACUCCUCAUAUAUUUAUAUUAACACUGAGGUUGGUCUGGUCCAUAUAACUACUGUACUUGUGUUGUGUAAGGUAAGAGUUGAUGUUUUUUCUCUUGCAUUUUACAAGUUUAUACAUGUAAUGGUGUAAUGACAAUGUGCCAGUGUGUGUUGCAUUUCCUAAUUUCAAAUUUACCCAUUCCACAUGAAGGUUUGCCCUAGUGUAUUUUACCUUAAAGUUAACCACCCAAAUGCUAAUCUAGCCUAACCUUAUCCCCCAGGUAAUGUUAUGGUGGUUAGUCUUCAGGUGAAAUAUGGUGGAAUGCGAAUCUUCAUGUGAUCUCUCCAAUCUGUUGUUUUUGCAGGGUGUUUCCUAGAAGGCCUGGGGCCAGCUUAAGGUUUCAAAGAUGUUUUAUGGCCAAGGCUUUGGUAAUAUUGGAGUGUUAUUGCAACAUCUCAGGUUGUUUGGAAGGAGUUACACACUAUGCUCAUUUUAAAGAGAUGGGAUCAGGUUGUACAGUACUUGAUCUUUCUCUCUAAAGAAUUAUUAUGUGAUGUACUUUUCCAGGAUCCCUCAGUGCGCCUGGUCACUGGUGCAUUGUGUUGGGAACUUCCAUCUUUCUCUAGUCCAGAUUGAUUCAAAAGCAGCUCUCAGGUUCUUCUUGAGAGCACCUUGUAGGGCUUCUAAAGGUUUCAAUACCUUUUUACAUUAGUAUUAUCAUUGGCAUUUAAGGAGGCCCAGCUUGUUUCUCAUGCAGUUAAUAGUUUUGUAGCUAGAUUGCUAUGUCUUUUGUAGGGAACUUUAGUUGACUAAAGAAUAUUUUGUCACAACCCCUUGUGUAUUGGGUCACCUGUGAGCUGAAUAAAAUCAUCUGGCAUUAGCCAAAUAAAAUAUUAAAAGUGGCUUUCCCAUAGUGAAGGGGAUUCUUACCUUUUGGAUGGGCAACAGUUUUACUUAUUUUAUACCUUCACUAAUAAGGGUCAAGCUCUGUCUAAGUCUUUAGUUUUUAUAGAAAAAUUAGACUUGAAGUUUUAGGCUGGAGUAGAUUCAGUUAAAGGCAUGGAAAUUUGAUUGAUGAUCUCAUCAGUUUCUAUAUCCAGUUAAAGUGAUUCACAACCACAGUUAAAUAACUGAAAGGCAUGAUCAACAGCCCAAAGGUCAAGAUUAUAUUGCCUCUAUCUCAGUGAAAGCCAAUAACUCACUCAGUUGAAGUGUGUCCCACAUGUUCCUGGAGUUGCAUCCUUGAGACCUUCCUUCAUGCAGUCUCACUGAAAUCCAUCUUCUAGAGAGGGGGGAUGGACGUAUGCAAAGGUAUUCAUCACAGGGUAUCUGGAUUGUGUGGUGCUUGGAAGCCUGUGAGGUUAGGGAUUUACACUGUUUCCGGAGAUUACAAUGCGAGUUGUACCAUUGGAGUAUGCCUCCAUUCCUAGAUACUAGCUGUCUUGAGCAUAAAUGAAAUUUCUAAUUCACUGAAACAAAAAUGUCUUGGGCAGCAGGCUGCAUGCACAAGGCCUUGGAAAUAUUGUAUACAUUCACAGCUCUCGGCUUCAGAAACUGAAUCUUCCUUGCUAUACACUAUUGUUAAGGACUGGAGUUGCGAUGGGAGAGAUCCUACUUCUAGUUUUCUGUUUUACUGGGAUGCUGGAGUGUAAGUUACUGGAAUUUCUUGGAGUCAACCUGCAGGCUUGUCAGCACAGUCCAUACUUGUAACCAAAUGGGAUUUCAGGAUUAAUGCCCAAUUUGUAUAGGAAGCAGAAUCCCACUUGGGUUGUAUGCCACACAAUAUUUGGAGCUUCUUUCUAUCCCCUCCGUUUUUGACUCAUGGAUUACUCUGAAAUGGCAGGUUUAAUCUUGAAAAUGCAUUAUAUAACAGAGCUAGUGAAGAAUGACUCAGAUCCCAUUCACCUCUCUGCAAUGUUCUUGGAGUUUGGUUUUAAUGAGGUAAUUGUUACUGCACAUCUGGUUAAUGACACUGCCCGAUGAGAUGUAUGGCCUCAUGAAUUACUGUAUCAUACUUACACAACUUAGGACAAACUGAGACCUCCAAUCUUUCAUUUUGAGCAGCAGUUGUCAUCAGGGUGGGAGUGACCUUGGAUUACCACCAGUUGCCAGGAUCUAGGACUACUAACCAUGUAAGACCUGGGUGCACAUAGUCACAGGCUACUUGUGACUGGCUCUGUUAUAAAAUGAGUUUUCAGGAUCAAACCCUUUUUUUAUCUGAUUUUAAUUAUAAAAAAAUUGAAUUACCCUGCAUAAGUAUGCAUGUUAUAUAAUGGUUUGGUGUACAUUGUAGUCCAUCACCGAUGUAACAAAGGUACAGGUUUUGAUGCACUAUGGUUGUUGAAGAUGCUUUCUGGUGCAUGGAUACUAUGUAGUAUGGCUUAAGGUAUCUAUUAACACAUUCAGAAGUUAGGAAUUGAAGGGGUUUAUUGUGGGUCUGGGUUGUGGAAGUUUUACAAUUUUAUCAUUUACCUGUCACUUGUACAGCACUUUUAAAUGUGUGUAAUUUCACCAGUGUGCUCAUGUUAUUAACCUUUUUAUUUUAUUUUGUAACACUUUAUGUUUAUGGUUGGAUAUACAGUUGAUGAAUAUAUAUAAAUGAGGUACAGUAUACAGUACUACAAGAAAUAAAUGUUUAC
Messenger RNA from Homarus americanus (American lobster), 4786 nucleotides. RefSeq names its product zinc finger protein 629-like. Gene Ontology annotation, biological process: regulation of transcription by RNA polymerase II. Bases 133 to 1590 code for a protein of 485 amino acids. Gene Ontology annotation, cellular component: nucleus. The transcript is spliced from 6 exons. Gene Ontology annotation, molecular function: protein binding. NCBI's taxonomy places the organism in Eukaryota, Metazoa, Arthropoda, Malacostraca, Decapoda, Nephropidae. The record is from RefSeq and is a predicted model, not a curated record.